Sipha flava (yellow sugarcane aphid) is the source of this 1488-nucleotide messenger RNA. RefSeq lists its product as uncharacterized. NCBI's taxonomy places the organism in Eukaryota, Metazoa, Arthropoda, Insecta, Hemiptera, Aphididae. The transcript is spliced from 2 exons. The coding region runs from base 158 to 1261 and encodes 367 amino acids. The record is from RefSeq and is a predicted model, not a curated record.
AAAUGUAUAGAUUUAAUCUAUUCUGUGGUACAACUGUCCCAUAUAGUUAUUGCGGUUUAUGACAGUUAUAUAAAUUAUACUGUCAGUACUCAAACAUUUUCAUACAUUUUUUCAGUAAACCUAUUUGCAUCUAAUUAUUUUACAUGUAAUAUAAAAAAUGGAAUUCAACUGUGAUAUUUGUAAGGGUAAAUUUUCCACAAAGUUUACACUUACAAGGCACAUGAAAAAUAAACAUGAUAUAAAGAAUGAACUAAAAAAAAAAUCGUCUAAAUGCAUUUCUUGUCCAAAUCAAACAUUUUCUAAAAAGGUAUUAUUAAUUGAUCAUUUAAAUGUUCAUCAUGGAGCGUGUAUUGAAAAAGAAAUUUAUAAUUUUUCAAAUGUAUCUGAAUUUAACAACUGGUUAAAAGAAUAUGAACUGAAAUAUAAAUGUGAAUAUGUUCUUCUAACGGGGAAAAAAAAAUGUAAAGAUGGUCAUAGAAGUUACUAUGAGUGUGGUCGAACAGGUGUACAUAAAGAAGUCGACAGUUCUAAAAGAUUAAAAAAAUCCCAAGGAAGUAAAAAACUUAAUAUUAGCUGUACAAGUCAUAUCAUAUUAUUUGAAUAUUUCAAUAAAAGUAGUUGUGAUAUAAUUUUUUAUAAACAUCACUAUGGCCACCAAGAAAAUCAACUACGCAUUAAUUUGCCAAGUACAAGAAAGCAUGAAAUAGUCAAAUUAUCGCAAGGGAUGACAAUGGAUAGAAUAUUGGAUGAUUUCAGAAGCAAUAUAGGGAAUGAUUUAAAAAGGGAAGACCUAGGUACACGAGUCGAUUUGCAUAAUAUUAAACAAAAGUACAAUGUCAUGCAGAAUAGUAAAUUACACAAAAGUGAUACCACAAUACAUAACAAUAAAAAAGCCCUAAAUAUGCAAGAACAAUUUAAAGAAAAAGCUAUUAGCCUUGCCAACAAAAUAAACAAUUUAAAAAAUAAUGGACAUCUUAAAGUAGCAUUAAAAAAACUAAAUUCUAUUGAAGCAUUCAUUGAUGCUACAUUAAAUAAUGAUGAAUUGCCAAACAAUUUCAAUAAAAAACUUAAUGAACCACCAAAUAAAACAUUAAAUUACAAGAAAUGUUCUUCUCUACAAAAAAAUAUGAAACAAGAAAAAGUCAAUGUAUUAGUGAAACCAUCUCAAGUUGAAACUGAACAUUUCGACAAUGUACUAUUACAAAAAAAAUAUUAUAUUUUAUAUUGUAACGAAAAUGAGCACUCCUAUUUUAAGAAGUAGAAAUUUAUUUUUUAGACCAGGCAUGUCAAACUCAAAGUUUUAAGUGGGUCAAAUAUAUUGAAUAGCUUACUAUGUGGGCAGCACAUAAAAAUUUAACGAAAAAAAAAUUUUUUUUUAUAUUAUUAUAUAUGUAUACAUAUAAAACCAUCAAUAAAACUUAGUCGAUUACAGUUUAUCAGAAUAUAAGACAUAAUAAUGUAUAUCAAAUAUAACAAUUUCUGAGAGUC